GUGAUUAUUCGGUGGGAGGGGAGAGAGUUGGAAGACCUGCAUUGCGUAGCAGCUUGAGCGCUGGUAAGCGAAGGCAGGUUGCCGGCGGUAGCGGCUGCCGGUUCGCCAGAAUCAGCGAGUGGUUCCGGCUCAAGUGGAGCGGAGGCAUGGCGUCGCCCAUGGAGCUGAUGUGCUGGGGAGGAGACUGGGGACUGCCCUCUGUACACACCGACUCGCUCAUCAUCUUGGCUUAUGCCAAAUUUUCACGGGCUCCCCUGAAAGUGUACUUCAUUAAUAAUCCAUGGAAAACACCUACAGGGGACAUUCCUGUAUUGAUUUCCGAUAAUAAGAAUAUUGUGCAACCUGAUAACAUUUUGAACUUCCUGAGGAAACAGAAAUAUAAUGCUGACCAUGAAUUAUCAGCUAAACAGGCAGCUGACACGUUGGCAUUUAUUGCACUGAUCGAAGAGAAGCUACGACCAGCUUUGCUGCACGCUUUCUGGAUUGACAUCGAAAAUUACUGCAAUCUGACCCGACCAUGGUUUGCUUCAAGAAUCCCCUUUCCAUUGAAUUUCUACAUCCCAGGGCAGAUGUCAAGAUCUGCGAUGAAUCAGAUAAUUCUGUCCCGAGGAGAGCCACCCUUCUACAACAUCAAGGAGGUGGAAAUGCAGAUAUACAGAGAUGCAAAAGAAUGCCUGAACCUUCUAUCCUAUAGAUUGGGAACAUCUAAUUUCUUCUUUGGAAUAACGCCAACGAGUUUUGACGCCUUUGCAUUUGGGUUUCUUGCUCCUCUAUAUAAAGCAGACCUGCCUAACGCUCAUCUCCAGAAGCACUUGCAUCAGCUCCAUAACCUUUGCCACUUCUGUGACAACAUCUUAACUCAGUACUUCGUACAAAGCUCCUCGGCAUUAUAUUGCGGUCUCAACAUCUACAAUUGGUCUGAGGUUACUCUGACAGCACGUUCCAAGCAUGUAACCUUUAAGGCAGAGAUAGUGACCCCAGAAGAGAUGGUGGAUGAAAACCUGCAGAAGCUGACCCAGCUUGUAAACAAGGAAUGCAACCUGAUUGAGAAGAUGGACGACAAUCUUCGCAGCAGUCCCCAGCAUAAAUCCCAAGGAGCAGCCCCCUUAAAACUGACAGCUAUGACUAGUGAAGUCAACUCAUCACAGCACUGAUGCCUUGACCAUUCUCGUUGCCUAAGAAUAUUUGUAGCAGGUCUGGGAGUAGCAGGUCUUUAGUAUGCCGACAGAUUGGUAGGGAAAUGGAGGUGGAAGGAAAAAAAGUGCCAAUUUUGAGAAGAUCUGCACUGAACCUGUGUGCAAGGUGAAGAUAUCCGGAGUUUUACAUAAAACAUUGGAGCCUGAUGUAUCUGUUAAUUCUAAUUCAGCAGCUGGAACAAAAGAAACAAUAUCCUUUCCGGCAUAGUAUUUCAGGCGCAAAGCUGAUUUUUGUUUAUUUUAAGUUAAUAUGUUUUAAAUGACAAUAGUCUUCUAUGGGUUUCUAGAUUCAAUUAGUCCUGUUGGCAUGCCAGUUUUGAUAGCUUUGACCAGGUGGUGGCCAAUUCUGGAGGCAAACGUCAUCUGGAAAGCAGCAGUGUUUGCUAGAAUAAGUCUCUGUUUCAGUUCUGCUGUUUGUCCUAGACAGAAGCUGUCCAGCUCUGGCCUGAUAGUCAUAAAUGAACAACUACUACUUGUAGCUCUCAUUAUUGGUAGCUUGCUUUGAACAGCAAAAGCAUUACCUUAGGUGAUAUUUCUAAAAUGCUGCAGUUACUUGGCCUUAAUCAAUGCAAUGGUAACUCCAUAGCUUUGGUGAUUACUUCGUACAGACUUAUAAAUUGUGAAUAAUGUAGUUUAUGAUUUUACUAGUUUCCAUAAAUUGGUUAUUAAAAUACGGACAAUGUUUGAAUGUAGUUAAGAACUUCAUUGUUCUUUGAAGCAACAUAAGCUUUUAGAGAAAAAUGUGUCUUGAGCUUUGCUCUGGUGCACUAAUGAAUGUAAUGGUUUCUGACCCAUGAAUGCGUGGCGAAGCCAUCUGACUCAUUUCAGAAGUAUAUCCUAUCAAAUUUAGUGCAGGUACUGCAGGGAAAAGUUGCUUUUGAAAUUGAAUGUGUUACCUUAGCGUAAUGAAUUUUAAUCUCAGUUGCAAUUGGGAUCACUUUUAGAGUGGAACAAGUUUUAAGAUUGUUUUUAACUGAGCCAAUCGAAAUCCAGUUCAAAAGUAGUGAAUUGGUUAAAGCAUCCUUGUUUAGGAUGUUUAAAUUGAUAAAUGGACACACAGAAUGUCAACAAAGAGACUGCCGAUGUCAAAACUCUGGAAUGAAAAGAGGAACGGUACAAGAUGCUCAGCAGAUUAGUCAGCGGGUGAAGAAAAGAAAUGGUAAUGUUUUUGGGUCAAAAAACCUUUGUCAGAAAAUUCAGUUCAUUUUUCUAUUGUGACAGACCAGCACAUUUGGAAAAUGGUCAUUAUUUUGCCAUUAAUGACAAAUUUUAUAAAGUAUAAGUUAUGCCUUGUUAAAAUUAUUCUGUUUCCUCUCACAUUCCAAAGACGUACUGGGUAGGAUAGUUUGUAAAUUGCCCCACGAUUAGGUUCAGGUUAAAUCAGAGUUACCGGAGGUUGCUGGGGUGUGUGGCUUGAAGGGCCAGAAGUGCCUAUUCCACACUAUAUCUCUAAGUAAAUGAAUAAGUAAAAGUUGAAGCGAUUUUUGUUUUCAUGAAGAAAUAGGGAUGAAAAGCCAAAAUGUUACAUUUAUAAUAGUGCUCAAACACUAAUAUUGCUAGGAAGGUAUAGUAUUUGUGUUUAUAUUGUUCUAUGUUUUAAAAAAAUAUCUCUAUUUAAUUUCAGGAUUUGGCAGUAUGGACAUGUGUGUAUUUGUGCACUCCCAAGUGCUCUGUGAAGUGUUGCUGAUAAUCUAAAAUGUAGGAAAGCUGGGGAGUUCCUAUAGAAAACUGCCCCCGUCAUUGAUUUCUAUAGCACUAAGAUUUUUAAUUUUGCAAGUUUCUUGUUAAUCAUUAGGAUAUUUGCUUAAGGAUGUUUGGUAAAUUUGACUGAUUUUUUUUCAUGAGAAUGUAGGUGAACACGUUUUUAUCAAGAGUCGUUUUUUCUACAAUGUCCUGUUUUAAAUUCAAGUAACUAGUUACAGUUUUGUUUUGUGUUUUAACUUUUAUGUUUUUGGCAUAACUUGACCCAGUAAGAAUGCAAUUUGUUUUCAAGCAUCAUGAAUGUGGUUGUACUCAGUUUAUAUUAUAAAUGGUUAACAGAAUUGAGAUUGUAGAUAAUUUAAUGCUGAGGCUGACUGUACUAAUAUAGUUAAAAAUAUAAUAACUACUGCUGCAUAUUGCCCUUUACCUCCAUACCUAUAAUUUGUUUCAAGGUGGCAUGAAGUAAGACUGGCAAUGCCUACAUGUUUGCUGUGAAUAUUUUCCAUUGUGACAUUUUUUUCUACUCCUUUUAAUGGUUCCUGAUGAUGUAGAAUUUAGCUGCAAUUUUAAAAGCUGAAAACCUCCUGUGUAGUUAUGGGCACUGGAUAUGUUUGCUAAGGUUUGAAGUUGUUUAUUUAAUUAGAUUUGGCGGGUUGCUUUCUUAAGUUUCAAAUAUUCCUCAUCCUCGCUACAGUGUAAAAUUUGCCAUUACUGAGGUAGGGUGGAAGUUGAACUCAACAAAAGGCAAAAACUGAGGAGCCUGCAUGCUUUCUAGAGUGACAAGUGUAGCUCUGAGAAUUAAUCUAUAUGUCUUGGGAUGUAAAGAAAUAAUCUAUAUGUUUAUAUUAAUCUAUGUAAAGAUGCACCAUUUUAUGUAAAUAAGAGUGCCCCUUUAAAAAGCAGCUAUGGGUGCAUAUAUCAAGAUAGGCACGAAGACAACUAACUAGGAAUGAGCAAUUAGUGCUCCUCUUGCCAUAUUCCAAGAAUUAAUAUAUAAAAAUGGGUUAUACUGUGUCUGCAACAGAAACGUAAUAUGCAGAAUUAUCUAUUUCUUGGUUGUAGUUCAAUUCAGACUCAUUUAUUCAAUAUACAUUUAAUCAAAACAUUUAGUUUCCAGCAAGCAGUUGGAACAACCUCUGCUAAUUGAGUUUAAAAUUCGUAAGUCAAUACGUGACCCCUUCAUGGAGUUUAUUGCAAAGAUAUCACCAUUAAAGUUGUAUUCAGAGCAGAGUGCGAUGAUACUCUACAUUGUUUAGGUUACUACAUGUGCACAAGGAAGAGAGUUUGCAUUGCCACCAGUUGAUAACAUUGCCAAUGACAUGUUCAGAUCCUGAUUAUUUAUUUCCAGCCUGAAGUCCUUGAAGGCUGGCCAGCCUUAUCAUGGGCUCUUAAACAAAUUCCUUGUUUCAGACUAUACUUUUGGUCCAGGCUUUUAUUAUGUUCAUUGUUAUUGACAAUUAGAGGGGCUAGAAAUGGCGUUACAUCACUAUCCAGUGAAUAGAGGGGUUCAAAGGUCUAGGUGGAUUGGUAGGGUUUGUUGAACCUCCCUGCAUCCAAUUGAAAAACUAAGAAUGCAUUGAUUCAGAAAGUAAGCAAAUGUUUUCAUAUAAAAAUAGUCCAGUAAUUGACCAUUGACAGAAUGUGCUUUAAACAAGUCUGGCAUUGAUGUGAGCAGCAUAAUUUCUAACUACGCUUUUAAAACCUUAUUUCUACUAUAAAGACAUCUAAUCAGAAAAAAAUCUUAGAAUUCAUUACUUUCCCAAAUUUAUUUAAUAGCAAUCUGUCAUUAACACCUGAUGGAUACUUUGAAAGCAUCAAAAGGUGGUUUGCAGCUCAAAACGCAUGUUGGAACGGUGAUGUGCAUUGAAUUUGCCAGAUCUUGCACAUUGGAAGUAUUUACUUAAUUCGUUCCCAGGAAAUGGGUUGAGAGAAGGAAACAGAAGUUGCCACCCACUUCAACAUUUGUACUUGGCAUUGCGGUGGUGGGCUGCCUUCUGGAAAGACUGCUGUAUGUGUAAUGAUUCCUGUUAUUUCUUGUAGAGUUUGGUACAAUUCAGUAGCACUUUACAUUAUUUUGGGGCAGAAUUAAGAAACAACUGUGUCCUCUGGGCACCUUUUAGGGGAAAUGUUAAUACACCAGUGGUCUUGUUGGUAGGUUAAUCGACCACUGUCUAUGAGUGGGCUAAUGAACGUGUUGGUGUGUGGCCAAGUGGUUAAGGUGUCAGUCUAGUGAUCUGAAGGUUGCUAGUUCGAGCCUCAGCUGAGGCAAUGUGGUGUGUCCUUGAGCAAAGCACUUAACCACACAUUGCUGUGCGAUGACACUAGUGCCAAGCUGUACUGGCCCUUUCCCUUCCCUUGGAGAACAUCGGUGGUGUAGAGAGGGGAGACUUGCAGCAUUGGCAACUGCCGGUCUUCCAUACAACCUUGCCCAGGCCUGCGCCCUGGAAACGCAAAUCCAUGGUCUCGCGAGACUAAUGGAUGCCUAUAAAUGAGUGUGCUAAUGAGUAGUAGAUUCUAGGGGAAUUGAUAUAAAUGUGAGGAGAAUAUAGUAAGAUGUAUGAGGAUGCGCAUGAAUUCGGACUGAAGGGUUUGUUUCCAAGCUAUACCUUUCUAAAGCAGUCUGCCAGUUUCAUGACAUUUUGCUAAAAUCAAAUUUUAUUUAUUUAUUUAUGUAAAUUAUAUUUCUAAAAUUGCCAUGUAGGCACUAAUUAGUCCAGACCUCUGGAUUGCUAACUGAGUAAUAACCACUACUACCUUAAUAAGAUCUUAAUUGUUGUUAAAAGGUGAAAGUUAAAUUGGGCUGUGCAUGGAGCUUUGGUUUGUCCUUCAAGUGGUGUCAGUUUCAGAGAUCUUGUGUGAAAUACUUAGAGCCAAAAUACAUUCAAACCUUUUGAAGUUGGGACUUGCGCACCAUGAUGCGUGCAUUACAAAAGGCAGAGGUUGCAGAAUGGAGAAGAAUUAACAAUUUCAAAAAUAUAAUGAAAAGCUGAUAUUAAAAAUGUUGAAAUCAGUUUUAAUAUUUAGAAACCUAUUUAGACUAUUAGUCUUCCAGUUGAGUCAUUCUAACCUCUGAGUAAUGUGUUUUCAAUUAAGCCCCACAGAAGCCUGUCUGGAUACAGAGAAGGGAAUCCCUUUUACAUUUGCAGCUAAUAUAUUAGCUGCGAUUGUACUUUCGAAGCUAAAAGGCCAUUGCUGUAGCCAUUACUCAUAGCUAGUUAAAUAGAAAAUGGUACGUGAGGAAAUUAUAACCCUCUCUCUGGAUGCAAUAGCAUUAAUGUGUUGUACCUGAAUUGUUGAUGGAUACAGCCAGGAAAGUAGCCAGUUGGAAACAAGAGAAAAUCUGCAGGUGCUGAAAAUCCAAGCAACACAUACAAAAUGCUGGAGGUUUCAUUCGGCCCGUGCAGGUUUUUUGAACAUGUCAUCUAAUUCCUCUUAUUCUCCAGCAAGCAAAGUGAUCUGGUAUAUGAACAGUUGUGUAACUUUGCUGGAGAAGUGAAUUUGUGUUGAUUUAUAUUUAAAUAAGGGCUGUGAUAUUUAAAUUUCUCUUGGAUUUGCGAUAGAGAUGUUCCAAAUGUUCAGAUGUCUCUCUUGAUAUGUGAAACCGCAAUAUGCUGAAAAUGCAGACUAAGCCAAGUAGCAUAACUGGGGUGGAGGCAGGGGGAGAGAGAUGGAAUUAACAUUUCAGAUCAAUGACAUUUCCUCAGACCUGACAUAUUGUUGGUUUCUCUCUCCAUAAAUGCUACCUGGCCUGAUGAGAAUUCCUGAUGUUCUCUGCUUUUCGAUUUCAUAUUUUUGACAACUGCUAGUUUUUUUCACUCCAGAAAGGCAAUGCCUUGUUUUUCCCCAAUUAUUAAUCUUUCUAAUUUUCUUGUCAAUAAAGUCCCUUACUAUUUCUGUUCAUUGGCAGUGGAUUCAAGACUGUUUCAUGUCAUUUCCAGUACACAAGUGUAAAGGAGAAAGAAAUAAUUGUUACUUCAGAUCCAAUGCAUUAUUAAACACACAAUGAGAUAACAUGAUAAAAAUAAACAUUAUCUAAAUACAGUACAUAAGAUGGCUUGUAUGCAUUACUGUAUGUCUAUAAAGUGAUCCUAGGUGGAGGAGUGGUUGUACAUCGGUGAUGACAGAAAAUGAUAAAGUAGUGGUGGUUCGGAGUGUGGAAGGGGUGUGUUAGUGGGUAGAGGUGUCGAUUAGCCUCACUGCUUCGCAAAGGAAAGUGUUUUUGAGUCUGGUUGUCCUGGCAUGGAUGCUACUUGACCUCCUCCCUGAUGGGAAUAGGACAAACAGCCCAAGAGCAAGGUGGGUGAUGUCCUUCGUGAUGUUGCUGGCCCUUUUCUGGUAUCUUGUCUAUAUGUACGUAUAAGGGCCAAUAAGGCUGGUCCCGGCCCAUGUAUUGGGCAGCUUUGACUAUGCACAGUAGAGCCUUCCUGUUCACAACAGUUCAGUUUCUGUACUAUGCUCUGAUGCAGUUUGUUAGGAUGCUCUCCACUGUGCGUCUGUAGAAUGACGUGAGCAGGGACGUGCAUAAUCCAGUUCUCUCCAGCCUCCUCUGACUGAAGAGGUGUUGAGCUGUCCUGAUUGUGCAGAAUGUGUUCUGGGACCAGGAGAGAGCGUGCAGAAUGUGCACGCACAGGAGUUAGAAAUCGCUUGCAGUAGUUUCCUCUGCUGUGGCGCCGAUGUAAAGGGGCUGUGAGUGGAGCUCUGAAGUCGCUAACCAUCUCCUUUCUUGUUAACCUCGAGGAAGAGGAUAUUUGCCUGGCCCCAGGCCUUGAGCUCUUCCACCUCCUCUCUAUAGGCCGCCUCAUUGUGUUUUGUUUGAUGACCAUUGUUGUGUCAUCGAACUUGACUGUGAUUCCUCAGACACUUGGCUGAACGGGCAGAGUGUACGCCAGUGGGCUCAGCACACAGCCCUUGGGGUGGGGGGCACCCAUGUUGAGGAUGAUGGGGAGGGGGGAGCGGUUGUGCGUCCUGACUAUCGGACAUCUGUUGGUUAGGGAAUCCAACAGCAAGACGCUCAGAUACUGCUCCUGCAAAGUCGGUGUAUGUGAUAUACAUGCAAGCAGAACAAACAAUACCGUGUGAAGCACUGGCUCUGACGAUCCAGACCGCUCGCUGCAUCUCUGAACUGGCAGGCUGUAAUCUGCUGCUGAUGCCAUCACUCUCACUGGAUGCGCCUGUGUCAUUUGUGGCUUCUUGCCGGUUAGGAGGUUAAAAAGAAAUAUUAGGAAGGAAUUUAGAUCCGUAGAUUGGUUUGAAUACACUGUAACAAAAAAAAAGAAUUAAAAUUACUGUCGACAAUGCUGGUACUGAGAUUCUGUGGCAGCCUGUUAAUCAGACACACAAAUCCUGGAGAAACAGCUGCCAGCCGAUAUCACCCUGCGUUGAGCAUUUGAAUGGUGUAGGAGAGGAGCCGUGGGUAACCAGGCAACGCAGAUUAAAGCAGUUGGCAAAGGAACAAGAAGACAGCUUUGCAUUUAAAUGAGUGGCAGGUUUGGUUACUUUAAAUUACCUUUGGUAUAGGUGGAGAGUAGGAAAAUGGGUUGGAGUUGCCGGUUGUGUAGAAGAACAUUGGUUACUGUAAAACAAGUGUGGGACAGGGAGUGAUGGGAUUCCUGGGCUGACGUGGACUCAAUGGGCUGAGAUGUGAGAAAGCAAGUUAUGAUGCAGAAAGAGUGUUGAAAGUACCCUCCUUCCCUUUCUCCCAUGGUUUAAUCUCCUAUCUCACAUAUCUCCUUCUUCAACCCUUACCAGCUUCUCACUUCAUCCUCUCCUCUCCCACCUUCCUCCUCACCUAUCACCAGCCAGCUUGUGUUCCUCACCCACUGCCUUCUCCCUCCCUUUCAACUCGAAACCCUUCGUCAGAACUGUUUAUGGAUGCUGGCCGACUGGCUGUCAGCAUUUUGUGUAUAUUCCUCUGGAUUUUCAGCAUCUGCAGAAUCUCCCUGCAUUUUGGAGAAACAUGAGAUUUGCUGGGGUAAGAGGUGAAGGGAUACUGAUUGCAAAGUCUUCAAAGCACCAGCACAGGCAUGAAAAAUAUUUGCUUCCUGUGUGAUCAUGCAAUGGUUGCAUUGGGUUUGUGACAGCUGAGUUUCGAACCUCAAAAGAAAAUGCUGAAUUUUUAGAGUGCACUUGAGAAUGUAAGAUGUCUUUGAAGAUUGCACAUCUUUUACUGUGAUGUAUUUUUCUAUGCCUUUGCAGCUAUUGCAGUAAAUGUAAGGAAAGUCAACCAAAUAAAGAUUUUGAA
Mobula hypostoma (lesser devil ray) is the source of this 9138-nucleotide messenger RNA. It is a transcript of the gene mtx3, whose product is annotated as metaxin 3. Gene Ontology annotation, cellular component: SAM complex; cytoplasm. The transcript is spliced from 10 exons. The record is from RefSeq and is a predicted model, not a curated record. Gene Ontology annotation, biological process: mitochondrion organization. NCBI's taxonomy places the organism in Eukaryota, Metazoa, Chordata, Chondrichthyes, Myliobatiformes, Myliobatidae. The coding region runs from base 147 to 1154 and encodes 335 amino acids.